AUGAGCAAAAGCAGUGAUGAGGAUGCCCACUCAGACAGUACGGUAGAGGAAACGCUGGUGAUGCUAAAUCUCCCACAGCUGAGCAUCGAUGAACGAAAAUUGAAAAAUCUCAACAUUUAUAGAAAGAAAAAAGGAGAAAAAUUUUAUAUAGAGAAUGAACUAGGGGUGAAGAAAAACGAAAACUCUUCAAAGGGGAGGCGCAAAAAUGCGCCAAAGGAUAACCAUCUGGGGAGUCAAAAAAGUAUAAAAUUUGACUUAACGAAUGAUGAGGAACAAGAACCUCCUGGAAAUAUCCUCGUAAGUUCUGAUGAUUCAGAGGAAAUGGGAAGGUCUGUUGAGGGGGACGCUACGGAAGUGGCCUCAUCACCGCGGGGGAUCUCGCAAGGUGGGAAGAACAAAGAUGAGGGGCAAAAGAAAAAGGAGGGAAAACAAAAUAGUGAUGACCCAAAAGAUGCUGAUGUAAAGCACGCCCAUGGGGACCAAGUAGAUAACAUUCCAUUCGACAUCGACACCAUAUCCAUAAGUAACUUAUUUGCAGAAUGCCCCGAAUGCAUAAUAAACAAUAAGUAUAAAUUUAAGGGCAUCCACACGUCCAGCAUAGGGACGAACUUGUUUUUCAAGGAACCAGACAGUCUUAAAAAAAAAAAGAGCGACCUGUCGAAUUAUGAACUGUCGUAUGAUCACAUGAGCACAAACAUGAAGGUCGAGAACAAAAUGAGCAGAGAUGACUUCACCCAUUACGAAGGCUACUCGACAAAAAUAAUAUCCUUUGAAAUAGACUACUAG
Messenger RNA from Plasmodium knowlesi strain H, 786 nucleotides. Its product is annotated as conserved Plasmodium protein, unknown function. The coding region runs from base 1 to 786 and encodes 261 amino acids. The record is from RefSeq and is a predicted model, not a curated record. NCBI's taxonomy places the organism in Eukaryota, Apicomplexa, Aconoidasida, Haemosporida, Plasmodiidae. The transcript has a single exon.